AUGGGGCACACUGUGGACGAAGUCGACCGCUGGUUCGAGGGCGACGAAGGACGUUCGUCCUCGAGCGCGUCGGACUUUGACUGGGAUAAGACUGCGCGCCUGAUAUGUGCCGUGCUGCUGCCCCCUCUCGGCGUGUUCCUCGAAACGGGCUGCAAUAAGGAUCUCGCCAUAAACGGACUCUUGACGCUCUUUGGCUACAUUCCGGGCAUCAUCCAUGCGGUUUACGUGAUCUGCGUGAGCUAA
Messenger RNA from Hyaloperonospora brassicae, 243 nucleotides. NCBI's taxonomy places the organism in Eukaryota, Oomycota, Peronosporomycetes, Peronosporales, Peronosporaceae. The record is from the annotation of a GenBank genome assembly.